Diospyros lotus (date-plum) is the source of this 2040-nucleotide messenger RNA. Its product is annotated as G2/mitotic-specific cyclin-2. Gene Ontology annotation, molecular function: cyclin-dependent protein serine/threonine kinase regulator activity. Bases 308 to 1603 code for a protein of 431 amino acids. The transcript is spliced from 12 exons. The record is from RefSeq and is a predicted model, not a curated record. NCBI's taxonomy places the organism in Eukaryota, Viridiplantae, Streptophyta, Magnoliopsida, Ericales, Ebenaceae. Gene Ontology annotation, cellular component: nucleus; cytoplasm; cyclin-dependent protein kinase holoenzyme complex. Gene Ontology annotation, biological process: mitotic cell cycle phase transition; regulation of cyclin-dependent protein serine/threonine kinase activity.
AUGACCAGACAUAUAUCCGCUGUUUCCGACUCAAUCUCGGUAUCCAGUUACACUGAUUUUGGAUUUUCUUCUUCCUUUCUUGGUAGAUGAUUCCAUUCCUAGCGAAGAAAACCAAUCAUUCCUAGCGAAGAAAACCAGUAGAGAAAGAGAGAAGAGAAAGGGGUUCAGGGAGAGAGACUUCACGAUCAAACGCUCCAUUGCCCGAUUCGGUGGAGCUUUACGAUGACUGGUCUCUCUCUUGUUCGUUUCGUUGCUUGAUCGAAUCAGGACGGGUUCUUGAAGGAUUCUUGAUUAGCAGAGAGUCAAAAUGGUCGGGUCAGAUGAGAAUCAUCCUGGUGUAUUCAGCGAUUCAAAUAUUCAGGGUGGAUUUAAUCCAGGAAAUGGAAAGUUCACUGCCGGGAUGGGGCAUAAUAGGAGGGCACUGAGCACAAUUAAUCGCAACAUAGUUGGAGUCGGAGCUCCUCCUCAUUGUGCAGUGAACAAAAGAAGCAACUUAUCUGGAGAAAAUGCACUGCCUAAUAAGAUCCCUCAAGUUCCAGCACAUCGACCGGUUACCAGGAAAUUUGCCGCACAAAUGGCUAGCCAGCAGCAGAAUCAAACAUUUCCCGAGAAGCCGGAUCAAUCAAUUCCAGUUAGGGCUGAACCCGAAGACGAUUGUACCAUCAUAGACGUGGACGAGUACAAGACAGCCAGUGACUUUUCUGUGCCAAUGUUUGUGCAGCACACCGAGGCCAUGCUGGAGGAAAUAGAUCGGAUGGAGGUUGAAAUGGAAGAAGCAACUGAAGAGCCAAUCAUGGACAUAGACAGCAGGGAUAAGCAGAAUCCACUUGCUGUUGUUGACUAUAUCGAUGACUUAUAUGCCUACUACAAGAAAAUGGAGAACUCAAGCUGUGUCUCAUUAAACUAUAUGGGACAGCAGUUUGACAUCAAUGAAAGGAUGAGAGCUAUUUUAAUCGAUUGGCUUAUUGAGGUGCACUACAAGUUCGAAUUGAUGGACGAGACCUUGUAUCUGACUGUGAAUCUUAUCGAUAGAUUCUUAGCAGUCCAGCCAGUGGUCAGGAAGAAACUCCAGCUUGUUGGUGUGACGGCAAUGCUUCUUGCUUGCAAAUAUGAAGAAGUGUCAGUUCCUGUUGUGGAGGAUCUCAUUCUGAUAUCUGACAAAGCUUACAAAAGAAAAGAAGUACUUGAGAUGGAGAAACUAAUGGUCAACACAUUACAAUUUAAUCUAUCAGUUCCUACUCCAUAUGUGUUUAUGAGGAGGUUUCUAAAAGCUGCUCAAUCUGACAAAAGGCUGGAGCUUCUGUCUUUCUACAUAAUUGAGCUGUCCUUAAUAGAGUACGAAAUGGUGAAGUUCCCACCUUCUUUACUAGCUGCUGCAGCAGUUUUCACUGCUCAGUGUGCUCUCAGCGGAUUUAAAGAAUGGAGCAAGACCUGUGUGAAGCAUGCUAAUUACUCUGAAGAUCAGUUGCUGGAAUGCUCGAGGCUGAUGGUUGCUUUCCAUGAGAAGGCGGGCUCUGGCAAGCUCACUGGGGCUUAUCGAAAGUAUAGCACAUGUAAAUAUGGAUACGCUGCAAGAACAGAACCCGCUCUCUUCCUGUUAUAGGAUGGAUUCAUUAGCAGGGUGCGGAAUGGAUGCAGCAGCCAAAAAGAACUAGAGCUAACUUGAAGCAAAUCAAGUAAAAUGGGUAAUGGUGAGGAGGAGAGGAUGAUGGGGCCGGAAUUGUUGAUGUUCUUCCUGAACAUCUCCAUCACCUAGGGAUGAGUUUUUCUGUUAACUUUUUAUUUUGUGACCAGCAGCAGUUUCCCAAGCACAGUGGAACUAUUGCCAGCCUGACAUUUUAUUUCCUAUGAAAUGAUUAAAAAAAUUGUUGCUCUUGGAUUGGGUGCUGCUUUGUGUGUAGCUUUCCUCUCAGCAGGGGGAACCCCCCACAGUGUUUAGCGCAUAUUAGCAACUAAAUGUUCUAAUUCUAUGCAUUUGAUAGAAAGUUCUAAAUGUUUUCUUUCUUUUUUUAAAUUUUUUUUGUUUUUCCGUAUGCAAGU